Helianthus annuus (common sunflower) is the source of this 579-nucleotide messenger RNA. RefSeq lists its product as uncharacterized. The record is from RefSeq and is a predicted model, not a curated record. The transcript has a single exon. Bases 1 to 579 code for a protein of 192 amino acids. NCBI's taxonomy places the organism in Eukaryota, Viridiplantae, Streptophyta, Magnoliopsida, Asterales, Asteraceae.
AUGGACCCGAAGAUCCAUCCCGCUGUCACCGUUACUAAUAUCAAAAACUCCAUCUCGAUCACACUCGAAAUGGAGUCCAGCCAGUAUGCCUCAUGGGCAGAAUUGUUCAAGCUUCAUUGCCGUGCCUAUCAAGUCCUCGAUCACCUCUCUCCCAAAGCAAAAGAAUCUCCCCCCUCCUCCACUGCCGGAUCUGAUAAAGACAAAGAAAAGGAACAAAAAGAUGCGAGCGAUGAUGCUUGGAAUCACCUGGACGCUAUCGUUCUCCAAUGGAUAUACGCUACUAUCUCACCGGAUCUCCUCAGCACUAUUAUGCGACCCGAUUCCACUGCAGCUUAUGCUUGGGCAGCCCUCAAGAGCAUUUUUCAUGACAACCAACACACCCGAGCUGUGCUACUACAGCGUAAGUUUGCCAACGUGAAGCUUGAUUCUUUUUCCAGCAUGUCUGCUUAUUGUCAAGAAGUUAAAACUCUUUCCGAUCAACUGGCCAAUGUGGGAUCGCCGGUCACAGAAGAGCAACUCGUAAUCCAGUUGUUAACCGGUCUUAAUGAGGCUUACGAAAGUAUUGCCACCAUUCUUUAG